GGGAGGCGGCUGGCGAUCCGUGCCUCCAGCCAGUUGCGCGCAGAGCGCAGAGUAGGGACGUCGGUCUGUGCGGAGGGUCUCGGCAGGCGCCGCGGCACCUCGCUGGGCCAUGGCACCUCCUGUCAAAGGGAAAAGGAAACAGUCAGAGGGCAGUGACCCCCUAGACCCCCCUGUGUCCCCUCAGCCUGAUGGUGGACAGAGCAGGAGCCAGAGCCCUGUCCAGCUGGAGGACCCCCCCGAGGCAGGCGGGGAGCGGGAGGAGGAGCAGGAGCGGGAGGAGGAGCAGGCCUUCCUGGUCAGCCUCUACAAGUUCAUGAAGGAGCGACACACGCCCAUCGAGAGGGUGCCCCAUCUUGGCUUCAAGCAGAUUAACCUGUGGAAGAUCUACAAGGCCGUGGAGAAGCUGGGGGCCUAUGAGCUGGUAAGGAAGUCACCUCCGCAUUCUCGCCCGGCUGCGUCUCCCAGCACAUGGCCCCAGCUGGGGAACAGUGUGCUCAACACUGCUGUCCUUGCCCCUAGACAGGAGGACAAGGCAGGGUCCCCAGCCUGCCCUUUCCCAGCCCCCCUGCCUGGCUGUGGGGAAAAGGGGGGACCCACCUUGCCUGCUGGUACUUUGCUGCUCAAAGCAAGAUUUCCUCUCCUCCGCAUCUGUUCUGCCCUUGUGCUCAGAAAGCUGCUCAGGCCAGCAGUCAGCAGCCCCUGGGAGGGAUACCUGGCUGGCGGCCAGGCGCGCCCCCUCCAACCUUGUCAUCUCUGCUGCUGGAGCAGCUGCAAGAAUGUGUUCUUGCCCCAUCCCUGCUGUGGGGGGACCCCGAGGCCAGAGGGUGCCCGCGGGCCAUGCCCUCACCUGGCGCUGUUGCAGGUGACCGGCCGGCGCCUCUGGAAGAAUGUGUACGAUGAGCUGGGGGGCAGCCCGGGCAGCACCAGCGCGGCCACGUGCACGCGCCGCCACUACGAGAGGCUGGUCCUCCCAUAUGUGCGGCACCUGAAGGGGGAGGAUGACAAGCCACUGCCCCCCUCCAAGCCCAGGAAGCAGUACAAGAUGGCCAAGGAGGCUCAGGGGGACGAUGGUGCCACUGAGAGACAGAAGAAAGCCAAGGAGGAGAAGCAGGUAGACCAGAUGACACCAGGAAAGACCAAAACAGACGCCCCCGACCUAGCAAGGCUUCCCAGCCAGGAGCCCCCCAGGGACAGCAUGGAACAGCCAGGCCCAGCCCCUGGGCCCUCUCUGCCCUUUGUGGGUGCCAGCGGCUGCCCUGAGGCCUACAAGAGGCUCCUGUCCAGCUUCUACUGUAAAGGGACACAUGGUAUCAUGUCACCACUGGCCAAGAAGAAGCUCCUGGCCCAGGUGAGCAAGGCAGAGGCCUUGCAAUGCCAGGAGGGGGGCUGUCGCCAUGGGGCAAGUGGGGAGCCCCAGGUGCCCUCAACUGUUCAGCCCCUGGAGAGCCCCCAGAGCCCAGGAGGGCUGGCUGAGAACUCCAGGCACCAGCUGACACCUCCGGAAGGGGUGCAGGGCCCUGGUGGCAGUCUUAGGGAGGAGGCUCAGGUGGGGCCUCGCCCCUCUGCCCCCACCUUCACCGGCUGCCUCCACACCUACUCUUCUGAGGUGCUGAAGCCCAUCAGCCAGCACCCCCGGGACUUCCUCCCCAGUCUUAAAGAUGCGGUGUUACUGGGGCCCCCUGGCAAAGAGGAAGGGCUGCCGACCAAGGAGCCCCAGCUGGUAUGGGGUGGGGAUGCCAACCGUCCGUCUGCAUUCCACAAGGGCGGCUCCAGGAAGGGCAGCCUCUACCCCAAACCCAAAGCCUGCUGGGUGUCCCCCAUGACCAAGGUCCCUGCUGAGAGCCCUGUGCCCACCUUCCCAAGCAGCCCAGGCCUGGGCAGCAAGCGCAGCCUGGAGGAAGAGGGCUUGGUUCAUGGUGGCAAAAAACUGCGGGCAGUGUCUCCUUUUCUUAAGGAGGUGGAUGCCAAGGAGUGUGGGACCAAGUCUGUAGGGCCUGGCUUGGCUGUCUCCUGCCUGCUGGGCCCAGCCCUAGGGCCCACCUUCCCAGAGGCCUACAGAGGUACCAUGCUGCGCUGCCCACUGAACUUCACUGGCACCCCAGACCCCUUAAAGGGCCAGGCCCCACUCCCCUUCAGCCCCCUGGUCAUCCCGGCCUUCCCGGCCCACCUCCUGGCCACUACAGCGCCCUCGCCCAUGGCCGCUGGCCUCAUGCACUUCCCCCCAGCAUCUUUCGACAGUGCCCUUCGCCACAGACUUUGUCCGGCCUCGUCUGCGUGGCACGUCCCACCUGCCACAACCUAUGCAGCGCCCCACUUCUCUUUCCACCUCAACACCAAGCUGUAGGCCUGAGCCCGCAGUGCUGUGAUGCAGUGCGGGGUCCGAUGCGGCCCGGGAUGGGGAGGCACUGCCGGAAGCUCUGGGCUGGAGCCCCCUUCUCAGGAGAGCUUGGCUGUGCCUAAGGCAGGGAUGUCGCCCUGGCUGGGCAGCCUGGCACAAAGAGAGGCAGUGGGAAAACUGAGUUUCUCUCUCAAGGAGGCAGCCGGAGCCUGAGGACCAUGGGCCCCAUGGUUGCAAGGCCUUGGGAGAAGACAGUGCAGGGCCGACCGCUCCUGGCCAGGGCCCCAGAGCAGAGGCCCGCAGUGGGGUGAAGGGCCAGGGGGCUGGUCAGCAGCUUGAGGUGUCCAGGCUGCCCAUGGAAAAUCCAAUAAAAUGCCUGUGGAUUCACGCAGC
Molecule: messenger RNA, 2731 nt
Organism: Sus scrofa (pig)
Lineage: Eukaryota; Metazoa; Chordata; Mammalia; Artiodactyla; Suidae
Source: RefSeq, a predicted model, not a curated record